This is a messenger RNA of Eruca vesicaria subsp. sativa (arugula), 1212 nucleotides long. The record is from the annotation of a GenBank genome assembly. NCBI's taxonomy places the organism in Eukaryota, Viridiplantae, Streptophyta, Magnoliopsida, Brassicales, Brassicaceae.
AUGUCAGGAUUUCCAGGUUUGAGUUUUCUAGGCCUGAAAAGCAAGAACGCGGUUGUAGCAGGAGGCUUGACAGCCUUUGUAUUUGGAGUAUAUUUCUACACAAUGAGGGCCGUUGGUGGCACUGAUGAGCUUCAAAUGGCUAUAGACAAGUUUGAAGACCAAAAACAGGUUGAGACCGACCCCAAGAGGCUAAAGAUGGAGAUCAUGCCAAGAGAAGAUGAUAACGCUUUGUCAGGUCCAAGGCCAAUGGAGAUAUCAACUUUCUCAGGACCUGGUCCCUAUGGGAAGCAGAGGACAUCAAGCCUUGAAGCACCUAUUAUGCUGCUAACUGGUCAUCCGAGUGCUGUCUACACCAUGAAGUUCAAUCCAGCUGGUACUGUGAUUGCAUCUGGAUCUCAUGAUAGGGAGAUUUUUCUCUGGAGAGUUCAUGGUGACUGCAAGAAUUUUAUGGUUCUGAAAGGUCACAAGAACGCUAUCCUUGAUCUUCAUUGGACUGGUGACGGGUCCAUGAUUGUAUCAGCUAGUCCGGAUAAAACUGUAAGGGCGUGGGAUGUUGAAACUGGGAAACAAGUUAAGAAGAUGGCUGAGCAUUCUUCGUUUGUGAAUUCUUGCUGUCCUACACGUAGAGGACCGCCUUUGAUCAUCAGUGGAUCUGAUGAUGGAACUGCUAAGCUUUGGGAUAUGCGUCAGAGAGGAGCCAUACAGACGUUUCCAGAUAAGUAUCAGAUCACAGCAGUGAGUUUCUCUGAUGCAGCUGAUAAGAUCUUCACUGGAGGUGUAGACAAUGAUGUUAAGGUUUGGGACUUGCGAAAAGGUGAAGCUACCAUGACACUUGAGGGUCAUCAAGAUACAAUCACGGGAAUGAGCCUGAGUCCAGACGGUUCUUACCUUCUCACCAAUGGAAUGGAUAACAAGCUCUGUGUGUGGGACAUGCGUCCUUACGCUCCACAAAACCGAUGUGUGAAGGUCUUUGAAGGGCAUCAACACAACUUUGAGAAGAACCUGCUGAAGUGUUCGUGGUCACCUGAUGGUACUAAAGUCACUGCUGGUAGUGCAGACCGUAUGGUUCAUAUUUGGGACACAACUACUCGGCGCAUUCUCUAUAAGCUCCCAGGCCAUAAAGGCUCUGUCAAUGAGUGUGUGUUUCACCCCACUGAGCCUAUCAUUGGUUCUUGCAGUAGCGAUAAAGAUAUCUACCUGGGAGAGAUCUGA